AUGUCAUCUCUGUUGAAGGAGGAUCUCAACAAGAAGCUAUUCAGAACUCUAGGGCAAAAAUUGUACGGGUUCAUUGAAAUUGAGUGUUCGGGCCAAGAUCGGUACUACCUUUGUGAAAAUGUGUCAAAAAGGGAAGAAGUGCAAAUAUCUGUGGUAAAACACUACAGAAUUGGCCUUGAUGAGAACUAUGAAAUAUCUCAAAAAUGGCUUCUGGAUGAUUUGGAGAUGAUAGAUGGAAGAGAGGCAGAUUCUGAUAAUCCAUGGUUUGAUAUGCAUUUCAAGCAAGUUUACACUUGGGAAGCUUAUAGCUGCGCAUCUAAAUAUGCCUUUGCAAGAAUAUUAAACAAGUUGAACGAGAUGUAUCUGCAAAAGGAUCUGAAGAUUGUGAACUUUGAUUUUACCUACAUUAACGACACAGCCCUCUGGUCAUCCAAUAAUGGGGAUUGCUUAGUACUGAUGAGCAUCUGCUUUUAUGCAUUCAAUCUUGUGUGCCUUUCUCUGUGUCCCAUGCCAGGUUGA
Messenger RNA from Thamnophis elegans (Western terrestrial garter snake), 519 nucleotides. RefSeq names its product exocyst complex component 1 like (gene EXOC1L). The coding region runs from base 1 to 519 and encodes 172 amino acids. The transcript is spliced from 5 exons. NCBI's taxonomy places the organism in Eukaryota, Metazoa, Chordata, Lepidosauria, Squamata, Natricidae. The record is from RefSeq and is a predicted model, not a curated record.